Molecule: messenger RNA, 1697 nt
Organism: Drosophila kikkawai
Lineage: Eukaryota; Metazoa; Arthropoda; Insecta; Diptera; Drosophilidae
Product: transcriptional cofactor Bfc
Source: RefSeq, a predicted model, not a curated record
UAGGCCUUGGGUAUUCAGUCCAGGAUACCAGUUCAAUACGCCAUAGUCUCUUCCGGUCUCGGCGUUGCCGUCAAAAUCAAAUUUUAAAUUUCGUCUUUUAGUUUCAAAAUUUUAAGUUGCUCUUCUGUUUGCAGGGUUCGAAAAGUUACUCUUGACCUUAUUUACGCUUUUUGACCACAUAAAAGAUCUUCGCGUAAAGUUCUCUUUGGGUUUUUAUCAAAAUGUCUGAGAACCAAGAUAGCCAGAAAGGGAAAAUUGCCCGAAACUUUCUGUACAUGCUCGAGUUUGUGGUGGACGAUCUACUGAUCACGCGCCAGAAUAUGUGUGCUCCCGAAGAAUAUCCAACCUGCACGGAGAUCACGUUCCGGUCGUCGGUGUACGUGAACAUAUGCGACCGGGAGGUGGGCACCUGCGUCAAUCCCAACUCGCCCAAAUGCGGAAAGUGUGCCCUCUUCACCCUGGAGUCACCGAUCACAAACAAGGACAAGUUGCAGGUGCAUGUCUAUAAGAAGCGCACGGAGAGCUGUAAGUUCCUCAUUGGCCUCACGGAGGUGGCGGUUAAGCCGAUCUUCGAUCGGGUGAAGGAGUCCUUUGACGCCGAGAAUCCCGAUUGGGAGGGUGCCAUGAUGGGCCAUGUGGCCCAGCUGCCGAAGAUGAAGGGUCCCAAUAGCAAGGGGCUGCUGGACAAUUGCGCCUGCUACGAGAAGCUGAACGAGCGUCACGAGCAGUGGUGUCCCACAUCCGAGCUAUCCAAGCGCCUGCUUCCCCUGUUCAAUCUCUGCAAGAUGCAAACCGGCAAUAUAGUGCUCAUCAUGCGCUUGGUCUGCAAUGGCCCGACCAUUGUCUCCACGUUCCCCUUCAGUCGUAUCUGCUCGAGGAAUCCCAAGCCGCUGCCCUGUCCUCCGCCUUGUGAACCCUGCCCAUGCUCGCCAUGUGAUCCUUGUGAUCCCUGUGAUCCCCCGCCUAUGACAGCCACCGGUGGACCCAUGAACAAGUGCAAGCCCUGCAAGCCCUGUCAGAAACCACCGCUCAGGAAGUGCAAAAUGGUGGAUCCCUGCGCCCCGCGCGUUGAGCCCAUUGCCAAGUGUCUACGUUACUACGCCUGCAAUGUGGACAAGCUGUGUCCCACCGAUUACUGCGAGGACGAGUUCGAUAGGGAGUGUCCCACUGUUCCCUCGAAGCGGUGUCCUCCUCUUUCGCCCAUUGAGCAAAAGCUCCAGAAGUGCGGUCCUUGCGGCGGUAUACCGCCUUAUCCCCGCUUUAUCCAGGAGCGCAUGACUGCGGACCUUCUGGGCAAGCCAAAGGACGAAAAGGACGCUAAAAAUGGAAAGGAUGCAAAUGGCAAGGAUGGCAAGGGCAAGGAUGGCGAGGGCAAAGGCAAAAAGCGGCAAAAGGGAGGUGCCGUCUUUCGGGUGGGCGAACUAACUGGUCCCUCUGCGGUCUAUAAAGCUGGGUGCGAACCCGUCUGUGGGGGUGCCUUGCAAGCAUGCAAGAAGACGAGGGUCAUGGAAGCGAGAGCGGCUACGGAACAGAACAGAUCCUGCGACGUGUGCCAGGCGGAUUACAGUGUGGCCUGUGAAGACGCGCGAAAACGAGCUGUACGGAAAUUGCGCCAUUUGAUGGUGAAGUACAAUAUCAAAAUUGAUAAUUAGAGGUCUUUCGAAGCAGACCACGCUCACAAGUCAUCACUAGCAAUC